Molecule: messenger RNA, 1039 nt
Organism: Rhea pennata
Lineage: Eukaryota; Metazoa; Chordata; Aves; Rheiformes; Rheidae
Gene: ZFAND2A
Product: zinc finger AN1-type containing 2A
Exons: 5
Coding region: 112-747 (211 amino acids)
Biological process (GO): proteasome-mediated ubiquitin-dependent protein catabolic process; protein targeting to ER
Cellular component (GO): cytoplasm; endoplasmic reticulum
Molecular function (GO): zinc ion binding
Source: RefSeq, a predicted model, not a curated record
GCCGGGGGCUCAUAAAAGCGGCGGCGGCCGCGGUGCGGGAGGGGGUGUGUGUGGAGCCGGGCUGGUGCCAGCGGUGUCUGUCGGGGCUGGUGUCGAGCGCGGUCGCCGGCCAUGGAGCUGCCGGACCUGGGCCGGCCCUGCUCGGAGCCCGCCUGCCGGCGCUGGGACUUCCUUCCUUUGAAAUGUGAUGCAUGUGGAGAAGCUUUCUGUAAAGAACAUGUCAGAUAUGAUGACCACAAAUGUAGGUCUGCCUACAAAAAAAAUGUGCAGGUUCCAGUGUGUCCUCUCUGUAAUGCACCUAUCCCAGUACAAAAAGGGGAAAUACCAGAUGUUGUGGUUGGAGCCCACAUGGAUAAGAACUGCAAAUAUAAUCCAGCUCAGCAAAAACAGAGGAUCUUCACAAACAAGUGCUUGAAGCCUGGCUGCAAAAGAAAAGAAUUGAUGAAGGUAACCUGCGAGCAGUGCAAUGGGAACUUUUGUAUAAAACAUCGGCAUCCCCUGGAUCAUGAUUGUAAAGGGAGUGGCCACCCCAUCUCCAAGGCUGGAUCUGCAGCUCUGAUGAGAGCCUCUGAAAUUGCCUUCAAAUCAACAGGAGUAAUUGGAAUGCCCUCUAAUGGGAGUCUUCAGCACAACAGGUAUCAGCUGCUGGAUGAGAAAAGCCAAAGGUGUCUUAAGUAUGUUGACACAAGACUUCUAAAGUGCCACUGUUACACUUAUAGAUAUAUCUGCUCUAGAGCUGAUACUUGACCUUUGAUCAGUGUUAGGAAUGCAGUGGAGGGAGACCUGGCAUCACAAGUUUAUCUUCACUGUGUAAUGUAUCAAUUAAAAUGGUUAUAUAGACACAAGCAUUAGGACAUUGAAUUCUUUAUUGUAACAAUAGGAUGGUCUCCUGCCUGGUCAAGCUGUGGGGGAAAAUGGUAUUUCAUCAAUGUGGAGAAAGCAUAGCAAGCAUCUGACUUAAAAUAAAUAGCCCUUCCCUGCAGAGGUGCAUGUUCUUGUGACUAACAGUUGUUUAACUCUUACAGUGCAUUCUUACCUC